This is a messenger RNA of Aspergillus nomiae NRRL 13137, 2775 nucleotides long. Its product is annotated as putative kinesin family protein (KipA). Gene Ontology annotation, molecular function: microtubule motor activity; ATP binding; microtubule binding. The coding region runs from base 1 to 2775 and encodes 924 amino acids. Lineage: Eukaryota; Fungi; Ascomycota; Eurotiomycetes; Eurotiales; Aspergillaceae. The transcript is spliced from 3 exons. The record is from RefSeq and is a predicted model, not a curated record. Gene Ontology annotation, biological process: microtubule-based movement.
AUGUCUACGUUACCCCAACCGUCGCGGCCUGCCGCGAAUCCUCCGACGGGGUCCUUACCCCCUCUCUCAGCACCGAAAUCAAGAAAGAGUUUACCAGUCUCAUCCGACCAUGCGAGGGCGCCUUCUCCGUCUCAGAUUUCUUCCAAAAUACGUGCCUCUCCUAGCCCAAGGCCAUCACUUAGUAAGACUGCACUGUCCAACUCGGCUUCCAACCUGAGCUCCUCCAGGUCAAUAUCCGCUGGUCGAACGCCAAGCAGUCCCGAUAAAUCGCUACGCAGGACUAUUAGUAUUGCGGCAUUUCCCCAACCACCGAAGACAGGAAGCCGUCCUUCCACCGCAUCAUCAAUAUCAGGUGUUCAGAGCCUUCGCUCCUCUGGCAGUGUGAAGGUCAAACGGAACUCCAGGUUAAGCGUGGGGACCAGCAGCAGCUAUCGAAGUUCACAGACCCCGUCCUUGCUAAAUAGUGGGGAUAAUAAAUCAAUCAUCGGUGCAGAGGCCCGAGAUCCAGAGGCUUCACCAUCGCAAAGCCGGAGCUCUUCCGCUCAAGGGUCAUACUCGACAAGCGCGACCACUUUUGAGGACGCGGAUGAUGUAACGGGUGCCUCCAGGCCUCAUUCGAAGCCUAAGGAGGCCAAAGGUAACGUUAUAGUUAGCGUCCGAGUGCGCCCUGAUGUACACGGCACCGAGAUAUCAAAAACCAACAGCGAAUGGGCAGUGGAUGCACGUCGUAGCCUUAUCACGUUUAGCGGAAAGGAAGGAGGCGAUUAUUAUUAUGAUAACGUCUUCUCUCCCAAUGAACAUAAUGCCAAAGUCUAUGACUCCGCGGCAAAACGCCUCGUGAGAAGGGUAAUGGAAGGUUAUCAUGGUACCGUCUUUGCAUACGGCAUGACUGGCACCGGUAAAACAUUCUCAAUGCAGGGAACUGCUACCUCUCCAGGGGUGAUCCCAUUGGCAAUAACCGACAUAUUUUCUUUCAUCAGGGAGACUCCGCAUCGAGAAUUCCUGCUUCGUGUUAGCUAUCUUGAGAUCUACAACGAGAAGAUCCAUGACCUACUCUCAGCCUCUGCUUCUGGCAGUGGUUUGCCCCUCCAGCAGGAAGAGAUAAAGCUGCGCGAAGAUAGCAAACGAGGCGUGUAUGCGACUCCACUGAAGGAAGAGAUCGUACAGAGCCCGACGCAACUUCUUCGUGUAAUUGCGAGGGGUGACCAUGCAAGAAGAACUGGCAGCACGCAGUUCAAUGCUCGCAGCUCCCGAAGUCAUGCAGUGGUCCAAAUCGUUGUUGAGAGUAGGGAACGAGUGCCCACGGGCGCCACUCAGGACAGGCGAUCGGGCAUAGCCCCGGGAGGGGUCAGAGUAUCCACGCUUAGCUUGAUAGACUUAGCUGGAUCAGAACGUGCAGCUGAUGACAAAGAACGGCGCACAGAAGGUGCUCACAUAAAUAAAAGCUUACUUACCCUUGGUACUAUCAUUUCCAGGCUUUCGGAAACUAAGGACAAAGCUGGUAACCCGACUGAUCGCGAGGGCAGGCACCUGCCGUAUCGUGACAGCAAGCUCACGAGGCUGUUACAAUCAGCUUUGUUAGGGAAUUCACUAGUCAGCAUUCUUUGCACUGUUCAUCUUGGCAUAACGGGCAAUUCGAACUCUGGUGAAACACUCAAUACUUUGAAAUUUGCUGCGCGAGCCAAAAACAAUAUUGUCAGCCACGCCAAACGGGCGGAAGAAGCGUUCGGUAGUGGUAGCAGUGAUGCAGGGAGUCGUGUGCUUCUAGAACGCUACCGAGUGGAGAUUCAGGCCCUUCGAAGCCAGCUCGAAAGCCAAACAAAAGCACAAGCCGAAAAAGAGUUGAAAUUGGAAGAGCAGCAACUAGAAAAGGAGGCACAGGCUCGCCACGAAGAGCAAAUGUUGGAAAUGCAAUUAGCUCGAACCGCUCUUAAAGAGCGCAUAGAACAUCUCAAUCGGCUCAUUCUUUGCUCCAAAUCCACUGGUGUGAACAGCCAGGGAGCGAUGUCUACUCUUGGUCGACUAUCAAGAAUGUCUACUGCCGAAUCGGUGGCUCGAUCUCUACGCUCUUCAGUCAGUCAGACAACAUUGGGUGCUGGUUCAUUUGGCAAUGAUGAGGAUGAAGAUAUCGUUGGGGAAUUUGCGGACGGAAAAGCAAGCGCUCAAAGGCAAAUUGUAGCCCUUCAGGCCGAUUUGAGUGAUAAAAAUCGGUAUAUCUCGACUCUAGAGAGACGCCUACUGCAGGCUCGCCGGUCCAGCCAUUCACGAAUGUCAAUAGGCGUUAAAGCUGGGAGCGCAACCUCUGAAACUCCAGAUAUGGUGGCCUUGCUACGUGAGAAAGAUAUGGAAAUCAACGAACUUCGGCAACAAUUAGACGAUAAGGAUCGAAUGCUUGCUGCGCUCCGUUCUGCUGCUCGGCAUCGGGACCUUGCGCAUAUCGCUACCGAUACAGACCUCAAGGAAAAGGGUGAGUAUCGAAGUGCCGAUCCUGAUGUGAGCGACUCGCUAGCUAGUGACCAUGUGGCUAGUAUCCUUCCGCCUCACAAGGAGGACGAACUAAAUGGGACGAAAAAUAUGGAUGAUGAAAUGUCACGAAUUCUCAAUGAGAUGAUUCAAGAUCGGGUUGACAGUGGCCACUUGAUCAAGGGUUCCCACGGGAGUGUUCGUAUCGCUACCGAGAGUCGACGGCUUUCGGACACCAUGACGCCUGUUCAGAGCUUAACUCCAAGCAGCACGAUUCAUGACAAUGUCGAUCGUGAUUUCCAACCGGGGUAA